AUGAAACAGUCUUCAUUGACAUCAUUUUUUACAAAACUUCCUCAAACUCCUACCGGAAAUUCGUCAUCAAUAACAUCACCAGACAGAAAAGAAAAUAUUCAAAAUAACUUUCAGAAAGGUGAAAAAUUUAGAGUGGAAUCAAAUAAUGAACUAAAUUUUGAUGAAAGUUUUUCUAAUUCAAGAUCAGUAAAAAGAAAUCGUCAAUCUGUAAUUGAUGAUCCUGAAGAUUCUCCUCCAACUUCUGUUAAAAGUGCACAAAAAAGAAGAAGAGUUUACAUUGAUUCAGAUUCAGACUUUGAAGCUGAAAAUUAUGUAGAUAAAUCUGAAUCUAGUAAUGAUAAGAAGUAUGUUGAUUUGUACACACCGAAACUAUCAAAAGCUUUCAAGAAAGCAACGAUAAGUUCUGCAAAAAAGGGUUUAGGUUCAAAGUUGGAAAAAGCAUUUGAUGAAAUUUCUAAUUCUAAAGCUUUAAAUCCUUCUGAUAUUGAUUUAAAGCGUGUCGUAGAAAAUAUGGAAUUUACUCCAAAUUUAGAGAAAAUAUUAAAAGCGGGUCCAUCUGGUCAAGAAGAAGAUUUUGUUCAUCUUACAUUUGAUUUUCUAAAACCUGAAAAAAUUAAAGAUAUUAAUGGAAGGAGACCAGAUGAUCCUGAGUAUGACGGAAAAACAUUAUAUGUACCAGAAAGUUUUAUUCAAAAACAGACACCUGCUCAUAGACAAUGGUGGCGAUUAAAGGCUCAUCACUAUGAUACAGUUUUGUUUUUUAAAAUUGGAAAAUUCUAUGAACUAUUUCAUAUGGAUUCAAUAAUUGGUCAUGAGCAUUUAGGAUUAUCAUAUAUGAGGGGAAAUUUUGCUCAUUCUGGUUUCCCGGAAUUGUCUUAUGGAAGAUAUGCAGAUCAAUUAAUUUCUUUGGGAUAUAAAGUUGCUAGAAUUGAACAAACUGAAACUCCACAAAUGUUGGAGGAACGCUGUAAAAAACAAAAAGUGAAAGAUAAAGUUGUUUCUAGAGAAUUAUGUCAAAUAGGAUCUAUUGCAACAAGAAUUUAUGUACCUAUUGAUGAAUUUAGAAGAAAAGGAAAUUUUGAAGAACGAGAAGAGGACAAAUAUCUUAUGUCAAUCUAUUUUACAUUGAAAGAAAAAGAUAUUUAUAGUUUUGGAGUUACAUUUAUAAAUACAAUUGUUGGUAAUUUUUAUUUUUCACAAUUUGUUGAUGAUAAUGUUAAUUCUGGAUUAAGAACAUUAUUAUCACACUUCCAACCUACACAACUUUUAAUUGAAAAAAAAUGUUCAAGGAAAAUUGUUAAUUUACUUUCAUCAAUUUUACCUUAUACUCAAUUUGAAUAUUUAUCACCAAAGUCUGAGUUUUAUGAACCAGAUAAAACUCUUUAUGAAAUGACUGAUGAAAAGUAUUUUGGACCUAAUACUGAGGUUUGGCCUGAGGUCUUUAAAGGAUUUCUCAGUGAAUUAUCUUCUGCCAUUCCUAAGGUUAAUGAUGAAUUUUAUGAAUGUAUCAAAAGUUUUGGAGGUCUUUUGUUUUAUCUACAAAGAUUUCUCAUUGAUGUUGAUAUGAUAAGUAUGAAAAAUUUCACAUUUGUUAGACCACAGGAUUCUGAUAGCUUAAUGGAUGGUAUCAAAACUACUUCUAAUCAUUGGGAUAAAAGAAGUCUUAUUUUAGAUGGUGAUGCCAUUUUUCAAUUAAAUCUACUUCCACCAUUAAGACCAAUUGGUGUUAAAACUGCUGUUCAAAGCAAAGAAAAUAAAAUUAAUCUUUAUAAUAUUAUUAAUAACUGUAGUACAACUUUUGGAAAAAGACUUUUAAAACAUUGGAUUCGUGUUCCAACUUGUGAUCCAACUGAAUUAAAUAAACGACAAUCAGCAAUUUCGUUGCUUUGUAAACCAGAAUUUAGUGACAUAUGUAGAACGAUUGCUAAAAAACUUAAAGGACUACCGGAUUUAGAAAAACUUCUCCAAAAAAAUCAUGCAAAUGCUUCAAAAUAUAGAAAAGAAAAUCAUCCAGAUGGAAGAGCAAUUAUGUUUGAAGGUAAAAUGUAUGAUAGGAGGAAAAUAUCGGAUUUUGUUGCUAUGAUUAAAGGAUUUGGUACAAUUCUUGAUGUUGUUGAUACUUUAAAAUCUUCUGGAAUUUUGGAUUGUGGUAAUAGUGCUUUAAAGGAUAUGUUUGGUGAUGAUUUUGACUUUACUUUAGAUGAAGUAAAAAGUUUCACUAAAUCUUUUGAUCAACAAGAAGCAUUGAAAGAAGGAAUGAUAAUUCCAAACCCAGGAGUUGAUAGUGAUUAUGAUGAAGCAGUUGAAGAUUUUAAUAAUUGUUUAAAGAAUUUAACUGAAUAUUUGGAAAAAUUAAUGGUUGAUAUGCGAUGUCCAAAAUUAAAAUAUAUAAUGUCUGGUAAAAAUCGUUAUCAUAUUGAAGUACCAGAUAGUGAUGUCAAGAAGUUACCUUCUGGUUUUGUUUUCCAAAGCAAGACCAAAGGAAAACAAAGAUUUACUUCUGAUAUAAGUUUAGAACUUGUUAAAAAAUUAACUUUAGCUGAAGAAAAGAAAGAAAAUAUUAGAAGAGAUUUGUCAAGAAAAAUAUACUAUUACUUUGAUGAGAAGCGUGAAAAGUGGAACAGAGGUGUUAGUAAAAUAUCAUACUUUGACUGUUUGUUGUCUCUUUCAAUUUAUUCUUUGACUUCUGGAUUAGAAAUGACUCUUCCUGAAUUUGAUUAUAAUUCUCCUACACCAUAUAUAGAUAUUUCUCAAGGUAAUCAUCCUCUGUUGGCUACAAAUAUGGAUUGUGCUUUAAAAUUUAAAGGUUCAAAGCCAUCAAUAUAUGUUUCUAAUGAUACAAUUCUUGGAAAAGAAAAAGGAGUUGCUAUGCUUAUGACUGGACCUAAUAUGGGUGGAAAAAGUACUUUAAUGAGACAAGUAGCUACUUUAGUUAUUCUUGCUCAACUUGGGUCAAUGGUUCCUGCUAAAUCAAUGAAAUUAACACCAGUUGAUAGAAUUUUUACAAGAAUUGGUGCUAGUGAUAGAAUUUUUGGUAAUGAAAGUACCUAUGCAGUUGAGUUAAAUGAAACAAAUAGAAUAUUAAGAGGUGCUACUAAACAUUCUUUAGUUAUUAUUGAUGAAUUAGGCAGAGGAACAGGUACAAUGGAUGGUUUAUCAAUUGCUGGAGCUACAUUAGAAUACUGUGCUUCAAUAAUUGGUUGUAGAACUAUUUUUGCUACUCAUUUUCAAUCAUUAUGUACAGCUUUUAAAAAUCACAAAGAUGUAUUUUUAGCUCAUAUGGCUUGUCAUAAUGAUAAUGAAACAAAUGAUCCAACUGACGCUAAUAUAACAUUUUUGUAUACAUUAACAGAAGGUAGUUGUACUCAAUCAUAUGGUUUUUAUGUUGCAAAACUUGCCGGAUUACCUGAAAAAUUAGUUAAAAAAGCUUAUGCUGCAUCAUUACGAUUAUCACAUACGGAUGCUGAUAUAAUUUUUUCAUUUAUAAAUAUAUUAACAUAUGAUUGCCCUUGA
Strongyloides ratti is the source of this 3513-nucleotide messenger RNA. RefSeq names its product Probable DNA mismatch repair protein Msh6. Gene Ontology annotation, molecular function: ATP binding; ATP-dependent DNA damage sensor activity; mismatched DNA binding. Bases 1 to 3513 code for a protein of 1170 amino acids. NCBI's taxonomy places the organism in Eukaryota, Metazoa, Nematoda, Chromadorea, Rhabditida, Strongyloididae. Gene Ontology annotation, biological process: mismatch repair. The transcript is spliced from 4 exons. The record is from RefSeq and is a predicted model, not a curated record. Gene Ontology annotation, cellular component: nucleus; MutSalpha complex.